AUGAUGCUCAUAAGGGACCAGGAGAAUGACGGAGGCUCGGCACCGGGCAAACCUAAAAUCGGAAGCCAGACUCAGGUUCAUCCCGCUAUUACGGACGACCACGACUAUCAGGAUCCACGCACAACCUUCGAGGAUGACUAUGAUGAAGCCUACGACGAGUUUCCCGACUCCCGGAGCAUCGCCUCAGAUGACUCGUUUUACCCGCCGGAUGAUGAUGAUGAUCUUGCCGACUCGGAAAGCAUCGACAGUCUGGAGCAGCUCUCGUUCUUCCGCGCCUGCACCACCAACAACGCGUUGACUCUUAAAGCCCUGAUCCGACAGGGAGUAACCGAGGAGGAAGUCCGAGAAACGGACAAAAACAACCGGACCGGCCUGAUCGUGGCCUGUUACCAGCGGUACGUAGACGUGGUCGUCGCGCUCUCUGCGUGCCCUCAUUUGGACGUGAACUGGCAAGACAACGAAGGCAACACGGCCCUGAUCACAGCUUCUCAGGCAGGUCACAUCACAAUCACAAACUACCUACUCAACUACUUCCCAGGCCUCGACAUUGAAAAGAGGAACUGCCACGGCUUCACGGCUCUGAUGAAAGCCGCCAUCCAGGGAAGAGUGGACUGUGUCCGGGCCUUGAUUAUGGCAGGUGCUGAUUUAGAAGCCAGAGAUAAUGGGCGAAGACUCACCCCUCACGAGUGGGCACUGUUCACCAGCCGCUAUGAGGCAGCAGCCGUCAUGCAGAGACUUAAACACCGGCCCUGUCCUGAACAAUGCUGUCACUCGUACCGGCCCGAGUGGCCCAUGCUGCCCGUCCUUGUAGCCAAAGCCCAGCAGCCUAAAGGUUGCAUUCAGAAAAUCACAGAGACGCUGCGUAACGUUUUCAACAUCGGCAACGUGACCGAAGCCACCGAUGACGGCGUAUUCGAUCACAUGGUGCGCAUGACCACGGCGAUCGGAAGCCCCUUCGUGGCCACGUCAUGCCUGACGGUGUGUCCCGAAAGUCCACCGCGCGUGGGCAAGCGCCGCUACUCGGUGCAGGAGAUUCUGAAAAAGCAGCGCACACAGAAGCUCAAAGACCUCGGACCCGAACGCUUAGAGAAUUACAGGCGCCUGUUCCAGAACUCCCGCGUCACACUGGUCCCGAAACCCCCGAACAGGCGAUCCAGCCUCCAGCCCCGGGCUCUCAGGGAGUCCACGGACGCCUCUGCGAUAGCACUCCGGAGAGGGAGUCUUCUCCCGCUCCACCUGGUGAGACGGAGCAGCGUGAGGCCGGGGCUGGUGGUGCCCAAGCUGCGGGUCUCCAAGGCUCCGAAGCCGACCUACGAGCCCGAGAAACAGAAGCGGAAGAGUAGCGCCAACAAUGGGCAGUUCCUACAGGUGCCCAAGUGGAGGUACAAAGAACUGAAGGAGGAGCGCAGGAGGGCAGAGGAGGCCGAGAGGAAAAGGCUGGAGGCUCUGAACAAGAGGCAGCUUGCUGCCAAGUAA
Molecule: messenger RNA, 1476 nt
Organism: Trichomycterus rosablanca
Lineage: Eukaryota; Metazoa; Chordata; Actinopteri; Siluriformes; Trichomycteridae
Gene: ankrd33ba
Product: ankyrin repeat domain 33ba
Exons: 4
Coding region: 1-1476 (491 amino acids)
Molecular function (GO): protein binding
Source: RefSeq, a predicted model, not a curated record